UUGAGAUGAGAGAUCCUUCAACGUGUGCCUGAGGCUUCGGAGCAAAAAGGGGUGAGCUGGAGGGCUUGCUGUUGCGCCUCACUCCUACCAGCUCCACUUGUCGACCCUCCUUGCCUUGAGCUCGCCCCAACAACGACCCUGUUUCUCCACCGCUAACUUUUUUACUCCGUUGCCGCAGCAUGAGCUCUAGAGUCUUUCUGGAGAGGUGUCCGCCCAGCGAUACGUGCGGUUUCCGACUCGCAGUUGUCGAUUGAUUGAAGCGUAGCGUCGAGAGCAGGGAUUAUUAGAACGUGUCCAAAGUGUUAUGACAGCGGAUGACAGAACGAGUCUCGUCCGUUGAUUGCCGUACGGACGGAUGACAAAGGCUACAAUUCAUUCUGUCAUCGGGUAACAGCGGAUGACAGAACUGCACUUUGGACACGCUCUUAGAUGUGAGCCUCCUGCGACUCGACUCAGUCGUUUAUAGGUCACGUCAGGACGAGGCAUUCGAGACAAUUCGAAGAUCGAGGUGGUCUGCGUCUCGACUCUCGUCCACUUACCGGCAUUCUUCGUCACAUGUGGUAUAAUUUAUACAGUUUUUGCGAUAUCGUGUUUAGGGCUGUUAGGACAGCACUAUAACGGCCCGGCCGCUGCUGCUGUACAAAUCGUGCACGGUAGUUGUACGACGCUGCUUUUCUUAGCCGGACUCGGCGGUCGCUCCCACGAGCGAUGAUGUAUCGUUGCGACGCCGGACAUUACUGGUAGUUACUUGAGUUAUCGCCGACGGAUUACCGACGUCGUCGAAUCUCUGACGGCGACGAAGCACGGAGAGGGGAAAGUGCAGCGGCGAGAGUGGCGAGCACCUGCCGUGGAGCGCCGCCCCUGGGCGAAACCCUAAGUGCCGCGGGAUCCGCGCCGCCAUGGACGAUCCCGCCACGUGCUUCACUCUCGACGACGCUUCGCUCUUCCCCGCGUCCCCCUCCGCUCCUCGCCCCGCCAUGCCGCCCCCAUGGGCCCCCCCCACUCCCUCGGCCACCGCGGACGCGGCUACCCAGACCCUCCCUCAGAAGAACCUGAACUCCGCGAUUCUCGCCGCGACGAGCGGGGCGUGCGGCGACAACAACACGCCCGUGCCAGCAGCAGCGGGAGUGGCGGUAGCGGCAGCGGGAGUGGCGGGUACCACGAUGAUAGGGGCGGCAGAGGGACAAGGGGCAGCGAAGCAGGAGGGGGGGCGGAGAGGGGAGGUUGAGGAAGCAGGCAGAGCAGGAGGAGCGGGAGGAGCGGAGGGUAAAGGCACGAAUGGGACUGGAGUAGUAGGAGAUGGUGGAGAAGGGGGUAGUGGGCAAUACGGAAUGGCGCUGAGAGCGGGGACGGCGGCGGACGGGCGAUGGCACUCGGGGCUGCUCGUGUCGCUGCGGCAGCAGCAGCAGCACCAACAGCAAGAGCACCAGAGGAAACGGCAGUGGCAGCAGCAGCAACAGCAGCAGCAGCAGCCGCUUCCGCCGCCGCCGCCGCGGCCACAGCAACAGCAGCAAAGGCGGGAGCAGCAGGUCCUAGCGAGUUUCGUACCCAGCCGCGCUGUCCCGCCUGCCCCUUGCGCGCUUGGCGGAAGCUACCCUUUCGGCUUCUCCUCCUUCCCCAUACCCUCCCUCCCGCCGCCUCUCCCCGUCUCUUCCCCCGGCGGGCUGCUCCCGCCCCUGGACGUGCGCGCGGACUGGGCCGCGGAAGGGGAGGGUGAGUGUGACGCGAAGGGAGCAGGGGAGGGGGAGAGCAUGGAUGCGUCGGCUCUUGAAGGGGCGCAAACGGCGGUGACGGACAUGGAAAGGGCGGAAAGGGCGGAAGGGGCGGAAGGGGCGGAAGGGGAAGGGCCUUUCUCGGGCUCAGAUCAGGGCGACGGCAAGCCAGGAGGCGCGGAAGCUGGCACUGGCGCGCACAACGAUGCCGGCGGUAACGGUAAUGGGGAUGGUAACAGUAACGGUGAUGGUAACUGUGACGAAGGGAUAGCAAGCAAGGGCAUAGCCGAGUCCGUCAGGUCUCACAUGCUAGCUCCUCCACACAUGGGGGCCGCGGCUUACGCAGCAGGAGCAGCAGCCGCGGAAGCCGCAGUGUUACCGAGUGGUAUUCUCCCCAUAUGGGCCCCUGUGACUCCGGCUAUCGUCGAGCCUAUCGCCAGCACACAGAAUUGCCAUGGCCACUGGAAGCAGCAGCAGCAGCAGCAGCAGCAGCAGCACCAGCAGCAGGGUGGCGGCUGCCAUUUGGCCAGGGGGGGCGUGCGGGGUAUGGUGGGCGGAAGGGGCAGCGGCGAGGGGGGGAUGGAGGCACCUGCGGGGGAGAGAGGCGCAGCGGAGUGGCGGGGUGAAGGGAGUGAUGUUGGCGGGCUGGGGUGUGCGGGUAUGGAAGCAGGCGGUGCACGGGACCCCACAUGCCGUGGCCCAGCUGCCGCUGGUGGGAGGUGUGGUGAUGGGGCGGGUAUUGGGGCACGCAACGUGUGUGGCGGUGAGAGAGAGGAGGAGGAAGGAGCAGGGAGGGCAGGGGCUUUGGCGGGCGGGUCAGGAGCAGUGGUUGGUGAGAUGCAGGCUGGUGGAGGACAGGCGACUGCUGCUCUCCCUGCUGCUGCGUCGCCUGCUCUCGCUGCUGCGUCGUUCAGCGAGUAUGUGGCUCAAGAUUGUAAGGGGAUGGACGCGGCUGGGCCACUUGAGGAGCUACAGAAGCAGCAGCAGCACCAGGAGCAGCGGCAGUGGCAGCAGCGGCAGCAGCAGCAGCGGCGGCGGCAGCAUCAGCACCAGGAGCAGCUGCAGCACCAGCAGCAUCACCAGGAACAGCGUCAGCAGCUGCAGCAGCGGACGCAGGUGGAAGAAGUGGCAAGAGAGGAGGAACCAGGAAGGUGGUUACAGCAGCAGGAGCAGCAGUGGCUGGUGCAGCAGCAGGAGGUGCUGAGGGCGCACCUGGAGCAGCAGGCAGCGGGACCGCAGGCCAUGGGACAGAAGCAGCAGCAACACAACCACAACCACAACCACCAGCAGCAGCAGCAGCAGCUGCAGCAACUGCGGAUGGAACAGCAGCAGCGGCAGGUGGAGCAGCAGCAGCAGGAGCAGGAUCGGGAGGAGGAGGAGCAGGAGGAGGAGUUUACUCCAAGCAUGGUUACGCUGAUCCAUGACUCUGCGCACAGCCAGUUCAGCUUUCUGCAGGAGCCAGUGGGCCAACUCACUGCAACCACCCGCCGCAACAAACGCUCCCUCCCCUCCCGUCGCCCCGCCGCCCCCCCCUCCACCUCCCCAUCCCUCCCGUCCACCUCGGUCACCCGCCUCUCGCCCGCUCCUGCGCGCCCACAUCCCACCCCCUCCACUCCCCCACACCCGUCCGCACCAGGAGCAACAGCGCCCCGUUGCCAGCCGUCCCAAGCAUCUGUUCCGUCCGUGUGCGGCCGUGCUGCCAGCGGGAGGGAGGAAGGGGGGGCGGGGGGCACGGGAAAGGAGACGGGGGAGGGGAAGGGGGGGGGAGGAGGGUGUGUGAAGGGAGCACCGGUUGGGGCGUGGGAAAUGAGCCCAGGGGUCUCGGGGCAAGCUGUAGCGGGUGGCGGAGAGGGAUUGGGCGGGGCAGGAGAGGAAGGGGGGGCUGCUGCAGGAGGAGGAGGGGGGGGAGGAGGAGGAGGAGGAGGGGGAGGAGGAGGAGGAGGAGGGGGGGAGGAGGGGGGGAGGGGGGGGAGGAAGAGAGAGGGGAGGUGGGGGGGAAGUACGAGGCAGGGGAGGAGGAAAUGUGGUGGUAGGUGCGGGAGGAGGCGGGAGAGGCUUGGAAGUAAGAGCAGCAGCAGCAGCGGCAGCAGCAGCAGCAGCAGCAGCAGCAGCAGCAGCAGCAGCAGCAGCAACGGGGGUGGCAGCAGAAGAGAAUGGAGGCUUGGUCCGAGGCGGGGAGCGAGAGCAGCAGCAGCAGGUGCACAUGGGGAAGGCACAGACAAGGGCGAGGAGGUGCACGGUGCACAUGCUGCGUUUGUACCAUGUCCAACUGCUGCUCAUGCUGCUGCUGGUGCUGCCGCUGUCAAUUCAGCUGCUAACCCUGCCUCUGCCACUGUCGCCGCCGCUUCCGCUGCCACUGCUGCUGCUGCUGCUCGCGCUGCUCCGAGUGCGCUGCCUGCCUGGCCGGCAGCGCUUCUCCCUCGCAAGCGCUGUGCCACCUGGACCUUUGGCGAUGCCUAUGCGGCCAUGGGGGAUGCCAUGGUGGGGGUUAUGGAAAGCCCCCCUGCUGCUUGUGGUGCUGGCAUCAUGGAAACUGGUUUCAUGGGUGCUGCUGCUGGUGCUGGUGCUGGUGCUGGUGCUGGUGCUGCUGCUGCUGCUGGUGCUGGUGCUGCUGGUGCUGGUGCUGCUGCUGGUGCUGCUGCUGGUGCUGGUGCUGCUGCUGCUGCUGCUGCUGGUGCUGCUGCUGCUGCUGCUGCUGGUGCUGCUGCUGCUGCUGCUGCUGGUGCUGCUGCUGGUGCUGGUGGUGGUACGAGUGUGGGGAUGGAGGCAGGUGGCAGUCUGUGGGAUUCGCUGGACGCCAUGCAGCAGGAGCAGGAGCAGCACACACCACAGCAGGAGCACCCACAACAACAGCAGCAACAGCUGCAGCAGCAGCAGCAGCAGCAGCAGCAGCAGCAGGCAUUGCAGCAGCAGCGAGGGGCAGUGCAGCAGUCGGACGUGGACAAGUGGCAGAGCCUGGUGGCGCAGCUGCGUACAGACAGCGUCAGCGUCGGCAUCGCCCCUGUCUCCUCCACCAAGCGCGCCCGAUGGGGCGCUGCCAGUGGCGGGACCAGUGCAGCCACCACCCCCACCGCCUCUGCUACCUCUCCCUCUGCUGGUCCUGCGUCCCCCGGCUCCACCCUUCCUUCCCGUGCUGCCUGCACGGGUGCUGCUGUGCUCUUCCAUCACGCGUCGCCCCAUGUCGUGGCUUCGCUCAUCCAUCCCUCUCUAGCGCCCCUCCGCUGCAUUUCGGAUCCCCUACCCUCCGCGCCAGCAGCAGCAGCAGCACGCACAGGCGCAUUCCCAAGCCAUGCUGGCAAGGUGCUAGGCACAGGAGCAUUCCCACUGCCACUUGCGGCAGAAGCCGCAACAGCAGGAGGAGCAGCAGGAGGAGGUGUGUCAGCAGCAGCAGCUGCAGCGGCAGCAGGUGGUUUACCACCUCCGGCGCCCAUCCCCUAUGCCCGCAGGCUGGCUCUGCUGCGGCAGCAGCUGCAAGGCUCCCAGCCUCACGCCCAGAGGCAGCACGGGCAGCAGGGGCUGGCUGUGUGGCAAGCGCGCACUCAAGCCCGCAUGCACGCACAGGACGAGCUGCAGGCAGAGGUACGCGCCCAGGCACUCGCACAGGCUCAGGCACAGGCUCGGGCACAGGCACGCAAGCAUGCGCGGUUGAUGCAGGCUUGGGAUGCUGGGCAGCAGGGGCAGGGGGGGGUUGAAGAGGAGUUGAGUGCGAUUCGAAGGCAGCUGCUGGUGCUGAGGGGCAUGCAGGCCGCAAGCGAGGGGAGAGGGCGUGGAGUUGACGCUGCUGGUGGCGGUGGCAGUGGUUGCGGUGGUAAUGCGCAAGCGGCGUUCUCCCAGCCGGCGGUGAAUACAGCUGCUGCUGCUGGGGCUGCUGGCAGUGGUGGCAGUGUGGGGGUGAAGAGGUCAUGGGGCGGCAUGAGGAAGGGAGCCGGGUACAGCAUGCAGACAGGACAUGGCAUGCACGGCAUGGGCAAAGGGAUGGGCGAUGGCAUGGGCAGUGGCAUGGCCGUUGCCAUGGGAGCCCCUACAGCCAGCGGGUUCAGUGAUGGCGGGUGUCGGAGUGUGUCGGGGCACAUGGAUGCCCCCUCUCUCACCCCGCCCUCUGCAUGUGCGCCCGUGCCACCAGCAGCAGCCCGCUUGGCUGCCCUGAGCCGCAAGUGGGGCUGCGGGCCUGGCGGUGCAGCAGGCAUAAGGGCAGGCCGGAGGGGAGGUGCACAUGACACCGCUGCUGCUGCUGCUGCUGCUGGUAGUGAUGGUGCUAUGGCAGGGGCAAGUGCUGCUGGUGGUAGUGAGGCUGGGGGAGGGGGGAGUGAGGCAGUGGAAAGAGAACUGAGAUUCGCACAGGGCUGGGGUGGCAGCAGCAUUCCCACGCAUAUGAGGUUAAGGGGGGCUGGGAGUGGUACGAUCAACAGCAUGGGGACGGGUAUGGGUAGUGCCGUGGGUAGUGGUAUGAUGAUUAGCGGUAUUGGUAGUAGUAUUGGUAGCGGUAUGGGCGGAGCAAUGGCCGUUGAGCCAGCAGCCAGCAGCAGAAGCUGGAGUCAAAGCUGUGGGGUGGGAGGGGGAGUGGGAGGGGGGGUGGGUGGUAUGGCUGUUAGCGGGGGAGCAGCUGCAGCCAUGGCUUCAGCAGCAGGAUUCGGAGGUGGAGGUGGCGGCACAGUAGCAGGUGGAGGUGCGGCAGCAGGUGCUGGUAGUGCUGGCGUUGGGAGCAUGAGGAGUUUUGGCAUGGCUGGCUCGCGUGCGCGGGACGGGCGAGAGAGCAGGGGAAUGGGCGGAGGGCAAGGUGUGGGGCGGAAUGAGUGGGGAGCGGGGUCGUCUUUAAAGGCACUGGCGCAUGCAGAUCAGAGCAUGGGGGACGAUGGACUGGCAUGCGCGCACCAGGUGCAAGCAGCAGCAGCACCACCACCACCACCAGUAGUGGUGAUGAUGGGUGAGGGUGAGGGAGCAGCAGGCGCAAGCUGCGGGAAUCAGUUGAGUAAAGCAGCGGCACAUCUGUCUCCUCCCAUGCACCUGUCUCACCCAGCUCACCCGACUCAGCUGGCGCGGCUGCCGGCACGGCAUGAGGCGUGCAGCCCUUGGACGCUGGUAGCCACGGGCCAGGGCGGUGAGUGGAGGCAGCACGCGGCAGGUGGAGAUGAAGGAGGAGAAGUUGGAGGAGGAGGAGGAGGAGUAUCAGCAAGUAUGGGAGGGUCAGUGGACAUGGAGUGCGCGAUGGCAGGGGAUAGGCUGGCAGAUCAUGCCGCGUGUCGCUCUGUGGGCCCGUCUCUGCUCCUCCCACCAGACCCGUAUCCCUCCUCUGCUCUUGCUGCUCCUUCUGUCUUCUGCGCCCAUGCCGCCAAACGCCAGCUGCUGCUCCAGACUUACAGGCAGCAGCAGCAGCAGCAGCAGCAGCAGCGACGGUUGAGUGAAGGUGGAGGGAAGCUGGUUAGCAUGCAGGGUGACAACAGCUCACAGGGCCACACACACGCACACGCACAUGCAAAUGCAAAUGCACAUGCAAGUGGGCUGAUCAACACACUUGGCAUGUACAGGCAGGCAGAUGGGGGCACUGGGGCUAACACUGGAGCUGCAGGAACGGGAGGAGGGGCAGGAAGAGCAGGAGGAGCAGGGAGAGCAGUGGGAGUGGGUGCAGGGGCAGAGGGGAUGGAUGGCAGUAGCAUAGGUGCGGUGGGCAUGGAAGGGGGCAUGGGAGCAAGGGGCGUGGGUAGUGGCAGCGGGGGUGGUGCGUGGGGCGUGCGUGGAGGUGGCAUGGGCAUGGGCAUGGGCAUGGGCAUGGGCAUGGGCAUGGGCAUGGGCAUGGGCAUGGGCAUGGGUGUAUCAACCUUUUUCCAGCGCAACGACGCUCCCACACGACCCACCUUGCCACUUGAGGUCCAGCUGGCGCAAUUGAGUGCAGAGACAGCACAGCCAUGCUCCAAUGGCCCUCUGGGUCUCCAUCCCCACACCGCCUGUAACUAGCACCAUUUUCAAAGCGCUCGUGGCGUUGUGUAGCCAACACCACCCCUGCACCGCCACCAUCACCUCCGCCACUGCCCUGCCGUUCCACUAAAGCGCAUGCGGUUUUUGCGUCCAGCCUACCCUUGUUGCUCCACCACCAGCAAGCGCAAGCCCCUUUGAAUUGCCAUCAGGCCUCAGGAUAUCAGGGUAAAAUACCCUUACGGCCCUUACUAAAAGGCUGGGGUAGGUGUUGGACGCUUAUUUUUGAAAGUGGUUUAGUUUUGGACCCUUAUGAAAAAAACUAUGUUUGUACCGGACCCUGAUUUUCAAAAGU
Molecule: messenger RNA, 7977 nt
Organism: Closterium sp. NIES-67
Lineage: Eukaryota; Viridiplantae; Streptophyta; Zygnematophyceae; Desmidiales; Closteriaceae
Source: the annotation of a GenBank genome assembly